AUGUCCGAACUCGACUAUAGACCGACCCAGCGCCAGACUGGAUUCGACGUUGCUGGAUCCUCCAACACGACUCAGCAGCAGACUUCUGCACCCAGAACAAGGACGACGACAAACGGCACCAUCAUGAAGGCCUCGGACGACGACGUGGAGAUGACGGGCGACGACGAGUUGCGCGGCGCCGUUGGACCGCUACCAAUCCCUGGUUCACAAGAGCAAAAGGUCGAGCAGGCCAUGGUUUCCACCGUCACACCAAGCGACGUGCCCACGCCACCUGACAGCCUGCUGCUCCCCUCGGCAGAGACAACCCGAAAGGGGUCCACGUCGAGGUCGCCAGAGAAUGUCAAGCUGCCGUCGUUGCACUCGACUCUCAUCAGCCCCCGGCUGACUGCCAUAUCCUCGUCUGCUGCCUCCCACGUCUCCAGUGGACCCGCCUCCGUGUCGUCAUCGCACUGGUCUCCGGGGAGGAGCUCGGACCCGCACCUCUACUCGAUCUCUGCCCACGCUCAUCAGCCCUACAGCUAUGCCAGCGUGAAGCCCUACCUCAGCACCAGCUUCCAGACAUCAGCCGAGCGAGCGGGCCCAAGUGGGCGAGAAGCGAUGGAGGAGGAUCGCGACGAGCACGAGGAAGACGUCUUUGGCCACACUGCCCGUGGUCUCGGCCUUCACGAUUCGGGCGAGCCUUCGCCACCAAGGGGGAACCAUCGACCCGGCCAGGCGCAUACGGGCGAGAUGAUGGAAGGAGAAGGCGAUGCCGCUGGCGUAUUCAGCUUCUCCAGUCCUUGCUUUGGCCCAAGAUCGCUAGAGGCGUCCGACGUUCCCAACGACAGUGAGCUCUCGCCACCCAUCAGCGAGGCUCAGCGGCGUCCUGUCCAUCGGGUCAUGAGUCCCGGCUGGACGGCUGCGACGCUCAGCAAGCUCUCGCUCGGAGGAAGCCCGGACACGGGGACCCACGAGGGCACUCCCUCCCGGCUGUCCGCUGGCCCAUCCCAUCAUUCGAGCAUGUACGGCAGCGGUAGCGCCUCUUCACUACCCUCGAAUGCGAAUGCAGCCCAUCGAUCGUCCUUUGUCAAGCGACCACCGCUAUCCCAGGGCGGUCCGAAGAGCUUCACUUUCUCCAACUCGCCCUCGCACGCCCUCCUCUCAGGGCCCCGCUCAAGCUCUCGCAAUCGCGCUGGCCAGCGUCUGGCCAGCGGUGCACCCCAUGCAGCCGUCGACGAUGACGAGACAGACGAUGAGCUCAUGGCGCUGGAGGACGACGACGCGACCGAGGACGAAGGCGACCAAAAGACGUUUAGAGUCCGGAGAGCUCGUCUCGGGCCCCACCGAACUCACUCCUACCAGCCCCAGCAUCACUCUCCCCACCACCAGCGCUUGGGCCAAGACGACGCUGGGUACAGCACUUCUCCGAGCGGGGCCAAUGCCCGGCCUGGGCUGGGGGUCUCGCUACACACACAAGAGCACUCCAGUCACCAUCAGUCGCAGACGACGACGAUGUCUGCCUCGUACGAAAGAGCCCACGCCCACCUGGGCCCCGGUGGCCGGGGUGGCGAACCGGGCAGCCUCGGACGUCAGUACAGCUCGGAACGUCACUCGGCCCUCAGCCUCGGCCGUCACCAUCCUUAUGCCGCGAGCCCGAGUGGUGCAUCGCCCGUCCCUGCGCCUGGGCUACACUCUUACUCGCCUAGCUCUCGUCAGGGUGCACGGAGAAGGAGCAGCUUUGGAACUUCAAAUGGCAGCCUCAGCGCCUCCCCCGCUGGAGGCGCGCAUGGCCAUGCUAUGAUGCAUGCCCUCUCCCACUCGCCUCGAUAUGCUUCCGGCCUUCAGACGAUCUCGACGCGAGACCGACCGCCGGGCGUCUACACUGACCAGCACGGUGGGGCAGGAACACCCUCAUACUAUCCCCGCCAGUACCACACCCAGCAAUCGUACGGCGAGGCGCAAGAGAGUCUUCCUGCGCUGGGCCCACGUCAGACUCAGCGUUCCAACCUCAAGGCUGAGAUGACGAGGCGAGUCUCGGGUGCCAGCAGCGGCAGCUACAACACUGAGGAAGACGAGAGCGAAGUGCUGCUCGCCGACGAAGACGACGACGAUGACAACAACAGCGGGGCCGGUGGCACGCUCAGAGGGCCGUCAGGAGGCCGCAGCAAAUUGAGGGCGCCGCUCGGGGCCGUCGGGGCCGCAAAUCAGCACACAGCAUCUUCAGCACAAAUGAGACAACCAGCUUCCGCGGGGAUCGCUGCAGGCGAGGUCGAGACGCCAGAGAUGGUCGAAGUUUCUGCCAUUCGCGAGCGCCUUGGCGGAGCCGCCAACUGCUCAGCAUUUAUCUCUAAGCUCUGGUACCUCAUGUGCCGACCGGAGAUGUACCACCGUUACAUUCGCUGGUCGGAGUCCGGCGACUCGGUCAUUCUCUCCAACGAUCCGGAUAUCAACAACGAGUUCGCUUCAGAGGUGCUCCCCAAACUCUUCAAGCACGGAAACAAUGCUUCCUUUGUCCGGCAAUUGAACCUCUAUGGCUUCCAGAGAGUCCCCUCUUCUCGCCUCCUCGAUGCGGCAGAGGUCAGAGCUGCCAAGCGAUACAGCGGAGGUUCCAACAUCAGUACAGCCUUGCAGCUCUACGGUCCUCACUCCAGCUUUGCCCAUCCACGCUUCAAGAAGGAUCAAGAGGAUUUGCUACCCAGCAUGAAGCCUCGCUCGAGCAAGAAGCCCAAGAAGGGCGGCGCAGGAGGCGGUGGCGAUCAGGGUGGAGGGACCGGAAAGGAGUCCGACGAUGAAGAAUAUGCCCUGAUGGGCUGA
Acaromyces ingoldii is the source of this 2793-nucleotide messenger RNA. RefSeq lists its product as hypothetical. Gene Ontology annotation, molecular function: DNA-binding transcription factor activity; sequence-specific DNA binding. Bases 1 to 2793 code for a protein of 930 amino acids. NCBI's taxonomy places the organism in Eukaryota, Fungi, Basidiomycota, Exobasidiomycetes, Exobasidiales, Cryptobasidiaceae. The transcript has 2 exons. The record is from RefSeq and is a predicted model, not a curated record. Gene Ontology annotation, biological process: regulation of DNA-templated transcription.